Molecule: messenger RNA, 2960 nt
Organism: Gadus morhua (Atlantic cod)
Lineage: Eukaryota; Metazoa; Chordata; Actinopteri; Gadiformes; Gadidae
Gene: gxylt1a
Product: glucoside xylosyltransferase 1a
Exons: 8
Coding region: 296-1567 (423 amino acids)
Biological process (GO): protein O-linked glycosylation via N-acetylgalactosamine
Molecular function (GO): UDP-xylosyltransferase activity
Source: RefSeq, a predicted model, not a curated record
UUUCUGAAAUAUGGUCUGCUUCGAACUUCAUACAUGAGGUUCUGUCAAUCAACUGUCUAGGAUGUUUCAUUCAUUUUAUGGUGCAAGUGUUUGCAUCCCUCGCUUAGAGGAGAACACUAUGGAGCCUAUGCGACAGGUUGUGAUUUAACGAUUAUGUUAAAACGCAUGUAAGUGGGUGGAUCAGAAGAUUAAAAACAACUGUCUUGAGCAAUCCACAAGCAGAACCGGUUGGUCUGUGCGUCUGUCAGACCUUCAAGAUGCUGCGGCGUUUAUUCCAGUGACUUGUCAACCCAAAAUGCGAUGCUAUCUUCAUGCACUUCUCAUAUGCAUACUUUUAGCAGUGUUUUCAUCGCUUUAUGUGUUGAAUCAACUAGCCUCUAGUUUAGACGCGCAGGACGAGAGGACCCUCGGCAAACCGCAAGGCGUACCACAAAGCGGCCGCCAUGCCACCGGGUGUAAUCCAUUGCCAGUUUCUCACUGGAACCCGUAUUGGAGACAGCCUGCUGAUGUUUGUGGAGUGAAUUGCUUGUUGGAAUCGCCACAUAGGGAGAGGCUAAACACCAAGACAAGCAAAGAUGAGAGGAUGCAUCUGGCCGUGGUGGCCUGCGGCCCCAGGCUAGAGGAGACACUGGUGAUGCUGAAGUCUGCUGUCCUUUUCAGCACAAAGCUGCUCCACUUCCAUAUCUUUGCAGAGGACCAUCUGCACGAGAGCUUUAAAGAGGCUCUGGACUCUUGGCCUGCUGAGAUCCAGCCACAGUUCAACACCACCACCUACCCCAUCACCUUUCCCAGGGACAACGCUGCAGAAUGGAAGAAGCUCUUCAAGCCCUGUGCCUCUCAGAGGCUUUUCCUACCUCUGAUCCUGAAGGAUGUGGACUCAGUGCUCUACGUGGACACGGACAUCCUCUUCCUGAACCCCGUGGACGAGCUGUGGGCACUGCUCUCCCGCUUCGACGCCAGCCAGCUGGCCGCCAUGGCGCCGGAGCACGAGGAGCCGCGGAUUGGCUGGUACAACCGCUUCGCCCGCCACCCUUACUACGGCGCCACAGGGGUCAACUCGGGGGUCAUGCUGAUGAACAUGACCAGAAUCAGGGAGAAACGUUUCAAGAACGACAUGACAUCUGUUCCACUACGGUGGGAUGAGAUGCUCAUGCCCCUCCUCCAGAAGUAUAAACUCAACAUCACCUGGGGUGACCAGGAUCUGCUUAAUAUCAUAUUCCACCAUAACCCAGAGAGCCUAUAUGUGUUUCCCUGCCUCUGGAACUACCGUCCAGAUCACUGUAUCUAUGGCAGCAACUGUCAGCCGGCUGAGCAGGAAGGCGUGUUCAUUCUCCAUGGCAACAGGGGUGUUUACCAUGACGACAAGCAGCCGGCGUUCCGAGCUGUCUACGAAGCCAUCCAAAAGUAUCCGUUCGGGGAGAGCAUGGCGCGCGCGCUGCUGCUGCCUCUCGAAGCAGCGCUGCGGACCACCAAGCACACCUACUGCGGCAGGGCCAGCCACCUGUUCACCCAGAGACUCCAGCGCAGCGCGCGGCACUCCCCGCCGUCCCACCGACAGCAGCGGUGAGGACGACUCGGAGGGGUGAUGAUGAUGAAGAUGAUGGUGGCGAUGGCAGUGUUUGAUGAUGAUGGCGUCGUCAUCCGCUUUGGCACACCAGUGCCGCUUCACCGUUAACGACCGAUGUCUUUCUUCCCGCCAGACUUCCACGCUAUGAAUGUUUUAAACGAGGCCCCGGUGGGGAUGUGGGGUUCUUUGGGGAGACUCGCAGCUUUCACCCUAAUGAGCCAGGCUCAGACACUCCCCAGCCUCCAACGCACAGGCGCGCGCACACACACACACUGGAACACACACACACACACACACACACGCACACACACAGGACACACACACACACACACACAGUAACCCAAAAACACAGGGACAUACACACGCACAGGCACACACUCACACACACACACACAGUAACGCGCAGGAGCACAAAGACACACACACACACACAGGUCGAUCUGUCGCCCACCGCCGCCUGGGCAGUGCGAUUAUCUCUUAGAAGCUGCCACAUGGGACCGUGUGUCUUUUCAUAGUUAGUUUUUUAUUUGAGAUGGUUAGUGGUACGUAUGCGUCUAAUGGAGGCAAAAUCAGGUAAAUAAUAUCCUCUUUUAGUACGGGAAAAGAAGCACUGAAACCACUUUGCCCAGCCAACCUUGUACACGACGUACCGUCUGCAUCGCUGGCAAUCAGCUGCCACGGCCUCAUGGGCAGGGAAACCGACAAUCACUUUCACUUUCAAUGUCAUUACUUCUUAAACAGAAGUACAGUUGGGUACUUUAAUGAAUUGAAUUUCAUAGUGAAUGAUAGGGUAAGACGAUCACAUUAGACUGAUUGAUUGCAUUAUUAUAUAUUAUUAUGGUUAGUAUAAUGGUUAUUAUAAUUAUAUGUGACUGUGGGCCUUACAGGCAGUGUGUUUAUGUGUACUCUAGAAAUGGGAUUUUUAAUCUAAUUGAGGCAAUGGCCCCAAUGUUGUAAAAAUAACCACACGUAAGUCUGAUUAGUUUUACCAUUCCAUAAUCAAAUGCGUGCUAUAUCUACAUUUCUCCAAAAUGGGUUCCUGUUCUCCCAGGAUAUUGAGUUAAUCUUAGUCUACUGGGUUUUAGACAGCUUCUUACAUCUGCAGGAAAAAGCUUUUCCUACAAACCAUACUCUGAUAAUAAUGAUGGAAAACACAAAUGAUUGUACUCCUCUCAUGUUUUUUUUCAUGUUGGUCAAUGUUUCGGGAUUAUUAAUUGUGUUUGCUCAAUCUACUCAGAUUUCAUGAUACAAAUGUGAUGAAGAUGUCAAAUAAUUUGCACUAUUCAUUUUUUUGUGUACCAGCCUUGCUGCAGCGGUUGUUAAUGAUCUUUAUUUAAGUUUAAAUAUUGAAAAUUUCCACUUAAAUAAACAGCUUUUAUGCCAAAAAAAAACA